This is a messenger RNA of Anopheles nili, 1403 nucleotides long. RefSeq lists its product as uncharacterized. The transcript has 2 exons. NCBI's taxonomy places the organism in Eukaryota, Metazoa, Arthropoda, Insecta, Diptera, Culicidae. The coding region runs from base 1 to 1278 and encodes 425 amino acids. The record is from RefSeq and is a predicted model, not a curated record.
AUGCCAGAAAUAUUAGAAACGUCCUUCGCUGAGUACAUUGCCGCCGGUCUGCGGGAUGUGGCACGCGAGCAAGGAUUUACCGAGGGUUUGUACACACUCGAGAAUGAAUCCGGUUCCAACAUGGGUGAUGGCUUCGUUGGCCAAUUGCUGAAGGUGUUCAUUCGUGAGGCGAAUCGCGAGCUAGUGGUACUGUGCAAGCUACUCCCAGAUAACGAGCUUCGCAGACAACAGGGCAUUGCACUGUUCGAGCGCGAAUCGGAAGCGUACAUGGACAUCUUGCCGUUGUUGCUCAAAUUCCAGCGUGAAAAAUCGCUGGAACAAGGCAUGCCUAUCUUCGAUAACGUGCCUCGCUGUUACUACGCCAAAACCACCUUCGACAAGCUGGAGUCGGUGAUUAUCAUGGAGGAUCUACGGCUGCAAGCGUACCGCAUGUGGAACAAGGCAAACCCCGUCGACUUCGAUCACGCACGCUUGUUGAUGACUACACUGGGUCGACUUCACGCCAUCUCGUUCGCCAUGAAAGAGCAACAGCCGGUGGAGUUCGAGCGGUGUCGCAAUUACACAGACUCCAUGUUCAGAAUGAUGGACGAAUAUCCGGCUGGGUCGUUUGAGAAGAUGAUGGUCGGCAUGUGCAACAGGGCGAUCGAUUCCCUCGAACAACACGACACCUUCCGUCGGGAAAAGCUAGAGCAGUUUAAGGAUCGAUGCGUGCCGGAGAUGAUGGCAUGUGUCGAUGGAAAAGCUGCCGAACCCUACGCUAUCAUAGGACAUGGCGACUGCUGGUCAAACAAUAUGAUGUUCCAGUACGAAGACGACAACCAAACCCUCAAGAACAUCAAGUUGAUCGAUUGGCAACUGUCGCGAUAUGCCUCGCCUGUCCUCGAUCUCGUUUACUUCAUCUUCAACUGCACGGACGAAGAGUUGCGAUCCCACGGGUAUCACCGGUUGUUGAGCAUCUACUACAACAGCCUGGGGGCGCAUCUGCGCAACCUUGGCGGUGAUGUUGAGCGACAAUUUCCCCGAAGUGCGUUCCGUGAACAGCUGAAGCAGUUCGGCCGCUACGGGUUACUGAUGUCCAUGAUGGUACUGCCAAUUAUUUGCACUCCCAACGACGAACUUCCAGACACCGAUACGGCAAUGGAAGGUUUAAUGAAAGAUAUAACCACUGGGGACUCGGGUGUCGAAUUUAUCUAUGGCACAACGGAGAAAGCCGCCAUACGUUACCGAAAGCGCAUGGCCGGAUGCAUCCGCGACAGCAUACGUCUUGGAUACAUUUAAAUGGCGAAUUAGCGUCAAGUUUUUACUCAAGUAGUGCUAUCAAUCUAGCUUAUAGGACUUGAUAGGGUGAAGCAAAGUUGGCGAUAUCCGAAAACUACCUCAAUACGUUUUAGUACCCAACUCAU